AAGACUUUGGUGGCCUCUUUUCUUUAUGCGCAUGACUUUUGCUUUCCUUGAUGUCUAGGGUCACGUAUAUGCCACGAUUCUGCUGUGUAAUAGGAUGUAGAAAUACUGACAAGCUACCUGGUCUGUCUGUCUUUUUUUUUCGUAUACCAAAGUUGGCGAAAAAACAAGGAGUAGCCCACGAGAAACUUCUGAGAGAGAGAGGAGAGAGGGAAUUUGUGGUCCGAUUAGUGCAAACGCCUGAGCACUGGCGAGUCUGUGGGAAGCACUUCGUUUCAGAGCCGAAGACCCACAGAGCACCAGAGAGUAUCAGCAAACGGUGUCAUGAAGGAAAGCAGCUGGCUGACUUUGAAAUAGCAGACGUUAAGCAUCAGAUGAGUAUGAAUAAAGAACCUACAAACUUUGACUGCUGGGACAGCCCUGAUAAAGCCUUUGAUAAUAAGAAUGGAAAUGAUGAUCCAGUGCUUCUUGAAGAAUUAAGAGAAUGGCAAACCAGAAGGAAAAUUCACGCUGUUGCAUCAUCAGAGAAACAGAGCGAUAUGCAGAUUCUGAGGAAGAGGAUGACAACUGCAAUGCUUACCCAGAUUUUGUCAGUAGAGGCCUUCUAUCAGUAGAGCUAAACGUUUGAAAGUCCUCUUGGUCUGCUUAAUCUCAUCCCAGGAGCAUCUGCUGGAUCCUCUGUUCUGCUUUUAUCAAGUCACUGCUGUGGUGGGAGCAUCAGCAGGACUCUAGCCCUGCUCAAGCAGGCACAUCAGCAGGGAAUUUCCUUGGUGACCAUGUUAUCCCCUUCUUUUCUUUCCUCGCUCACUCUUCCUCAGUAAUUCUUCCUUCAGCCCUUCUGCCUGCAUUCCAACCAACUGUGCCAAAAUACGAGCUUAAAAGCUCAGGUCAAAGCUGCCAUGUGCUCAGCCUCUCGUCUCCCCUCUGCUCCUCUUCCAUCUCACAUGGGCGCCUACUUAAGCUAUCAGCAUUACCAUGGACUUGUCCUGCACGAGACACCAAAGCAGUCCAUUGAUGAGGUGAUAGUAGCAUACAAGGGAAGUACAGCAGGAAACCUGAAGUAGUAUGACAGGAAAAAAACAGACAAGUGGGGCUUUAAGCUGUUGCAAGAGCUUCUGAGGAAGGCUUCAUCCAUGAUAUUAUUCUCUGUCAAGGAAGCACCACCCUUCAAAGCCAUGGGAUUCCCCUAACCCAAGAGCAGGAGGCAUUGUCCUCUCCCAGUCUCAGUCUUGGUCAGUACGAUCUCCUCAGCCAAUUCUAUUAUUAUUGUGAACAACUAUUUCAUCAUCCUAGAAUGACAAGAAGUGCCAGUAUAUAGGGACUGCCAGGGAUGGAAAGAUAGGCAGUCCUCCCCUGAAGAUCACCAAGAACAUGGAGAAGAAAAGUGCCCUCUGUGGUGCCUGUGACUAUGCCUCCACUGAUAAUGACAUCUUUGCAGUCAGAUGGAAAGACAACAAGGUAGUCACCAUAGUGUCAACCAACCUUAGGAUUGAGCCACUCAUAACCUGCUAGUGUUUCUGCAAGAAGAGCAAGAAGAAGGGUGAUACUUCUUGCCCUAAUGUUAUCAAAAGUUAUAAUGCUCAUCCAUCUGUACAAGAUGCUGAUGAAGUCCAAGUGGUGGUACAUGAGGUUCUUUGCCUACAUGAUCGACCUGUGCCUUCCUAAUACAAGUGGGACUGCAGUGCCCUCAAGGAACGUGCGAGAUAACUGAAAGAAUUCAGAAUUGACGUCUUCUACUCCAUUACAGCCAGGAAGCCCAGGAACUUAUACCUUCUCAGGAGUUCAGUGUCACUCCCACCAAAGACCCUGAAGCUUCAUGCCUGACCCGGCUCUCAGGUUUCAUGCGUCUCUCUUCCAUGCCCCCAUCUCUGUGACACGACAGUCUUGCAAAUUCUGAAAGAAGGGGAGUAUCAUGAGAUCCAAUGACAUCUGCAGGGUUUGUAAGAUACACCUUUGCCUCAGUAACAAAAGGAAUUGUUUGUGAGGUACCAUGAGAAAUUAGCAUGUUUUAUGUGAUCAUUUUGUGAUUUUCAAUGCAAAUAUUUUGUAUUUACAAACUUGUAUUCCCCAAAAAUAUUUUUUGUA
Molecule: messenger RNA, 2082 nt
Organism: Penaeus chinensis
Lineage: Eukaryota; Metazoa; Arthropoda; Malacostraca; Decapoda; Penaeidae
Exons: 5
Coding region: 51-611 (186 amino acids)
Source: RefSeq, a predicted model, not a curated record